AUGGCGAGCAGCUCAGCCUCUGCCAGCGGGCAGCGUCAGCCCCCUCAGGAGCUGGAGAUGCUUCUGCCCGGCUUGAUGGGCGCUCUGGCGUGCCCUGAGGAGCAGGUGAAGGAGGUCGCGCCCAGGCGCCUUGGCAGCAGGGCACAGUUCGACGCUAGGGGGGCCGAGCGCGCGAACGCCGAGGAGCUCCAGGCCGGCAACGACGACGUGCAGGCGGUGACGAAUGACUCCACCGAGCAGUCGGUGACCGCGAGGCUGCAGCUCUGUGAGCUCAGAAUGGGUUUCUACAGCAAAGCCGUGGCCAUGCUGGAGAGCACGAGCAUUAAGCCGCCCCUUUUGCCCGCGGCUGCGGUGGGAAUGGCUAGACCAGUGAGCGCAGAUGAUCCAGAAGAGCAAGGUCUCAUCAGCUUAUGCAAGGCAGUCAAGAGCUGGCUGGAGAGUCAGAACGAUGCCACGUUGCCCGACAUGCUGGAGCCGUUUGCCACCGCGCUGCCUUACUUGAUGAAGGAACGCGCGUGCGUGUCGGAGGAGUUCCGCAUCAUCAUGAUAUGCGCCAUAUCCCAAGGACUUGCGACUGAGCUGAAGUCUGUACCUCAGGCCAUCGAGAUGUUCGACAUGACGAUCUUCGACGCGCAGAGUGGCACCGGCAAUGCGAGCGGGCAGGUGGACGGGGAGCAGACGAAGAGGAAGGUCGGCAAGAGCUGGGACUUGAAGGAGAAGCAGGUCGCGACAGACAUGAGCGAUGCUUCAUUAUCAGAGGUGGGGGUGGGUCGUGCAUAUUUGGCUCCGAAGGCUGUCAGGAGCGUUGUCGCCAUUGCGAAGUGCAUCUGUCACGUGGAGAGUUCCGGGCCUCCCACUAUCGCAGUCAGGCAGGCAGGGAUGCUAAUGCACGAGUUGAUCAUGCAGGCCAGCUCUCAAGCUUCGGAACUCGCGCGCACCGUGCAGGCACGCCCCGUCGGCAAGGUCUUCACGGAGGCCAGCCGCAAGCACGUUGCGCAGUCGAUCGAGGGGUCAUGCCGCGUGGUCUACGCUGAAAUCAGCACCGAGAUCUCCAAUAUGCACUUCUUUUUCACCACUGCCCACAGCUCGAUCAAGGCUUGGUCCGCGGCGGCUUGCCACGCGAACUUGCAGUUCGCGGCAGAGAACCUCAACAACUGCAUGAUCUUGAUCGACGUAACGGCCCUGCGAACGACGCGGAUCUGGCGGGGAAGGGGGGUCGACGGCGAGGCCUUCGAGGAGCAGGGGCCCGAGGCCUUCGAGAACUGCAAGGCCAAGCUGGCGAACGCACCCGAGAGGUGCUGCGCGAACCUCCUGCGCCAGCGCGCGGGCGACGCCGUUUUCGACCGCGUGGCAGAGGGAGAUUUCAACCCAGUCGCGGUCGGGAACAAGCUUACUCGCAUCGUGAGCGUUCUGAAGAACAUGGAGGUGCGCGACCAGUUUGCGAGUGAGAUCGUUCAGUUCGCAGGCAUGGUGGGCUUCGCCCACAAGGAGGACUUCACCUUCGGUGCCCCGAGCGCCGUGACCCGCCAGGAGAUCAUCGAAGAUGCCUUUUGCGCCUUCAAGGCCGUCGGUUCAGAUCAACCCGCCAAAGCAUGCAUAUUUGUCCCCGAGUGCUCCGACCAGUACGUCAACGGCAAGGUCGCCGAGUUCGCUCCGACCCGGGCCUUCGCCAUCCAUGGGGUCAGCGAUUUCGUUGUGAAAGAAGUACCUGCAGAAGAGGCUUUCGCCAGGCUGGUCACCAGUCAUGGCGGCAUCACGGGCGCGCUCUUGGAGAAGGCCGGGGGCGCUCGUUCCAUCAUGAUCCCAGGGAAUGCAUUGAAGGGCGAGACGCAGCUCGUGGAGUCUUCCCGCGCGAUGGCGCACCUGGGCCUGGUGACGCAGAUGAAGGGCCUCGUGGGCUGCGCGCGCGUCCACGCGCAGAGCAUGACGUCGCGGAUGCCGGUUCGCGUCGACGGGCCUUUGAUUUCGAGCAAGACCCGCGGCUCCGAGACGACGGGCUGGACGUGUAAGAUCGAGUCCCAGACCGCGCGGCAGCUCAUCAAAUCGCUGGCAGUGGUGCCAGGAGCUUGCAAAGAGAAGCUCCUCGCGAUGGUGGCGGACUCGCCCAAGAAAAACAGUUCGAACUGCAAGGGCGCGCUUCCCGAGAUGGACGCAGCGAUCGACGCUGCGCUCGCAUGCAACGAGAAGAUCGGCAGCGCGCUCUUCAGCAGCAACACCGCGGCGAAAGUCGUCAGCGCGCGCAACGCGCUGCGCAAAAAAAAUAGCACCCUGCACGGCGCGUGCGGGGAAGCCCGCGGAGGCUUCAAGACUUCGGUCAAGUUGGCGCGGGCGUUCUCGCUAGAGAGGAAGUCGCAGGCGAACGGUCAGACCGCUUACCUCCACAAGAAGGAGAACAGCAACUCGCCUACGUGGAUGCCGCGAGGUCUCGGGCGCUGCCGCCCCUGGGGAGCGUCGUGGUGCGGCAGGGGCUCGUGGCGGAGCUCUGGGCAGGGCUGCGAGUGCGGUGGCGGAGCAGAAGCAGGCGGCGGAGGGAGAGGAGGCGGAUGA
Molecule: messenger RNA, 2547 nt
Organism: Prorocentrum cordatum
Lineage: Eukaryota; Dinophyceae; Prorocentrales; Prorocentraceae
Source: the annotation of a GenBank genome assembly